UCGGGGCGGGGGGUGCGAGCUCCGCGCUAUGGAGCGGUACGUGAAGCUGGGCAAGGUCGGGGAGGGAUCGUACGGCGUCGUGUUCAAGUGCCGCAACAGGGAGACGGGCCAGAUCGUGGCCAUCAAGAAGUUCCUGGAGUCCGAGGAGGAUCCGGUGAUCAGGAAGAUCGCGCUGCGGGAGAUCCGCGUGCUCAAGCAACUGAAACACCCCAACCUGGUGAACCUGCUGGAGGUGUUCAGGAGGAAGAGGAAGCUGCACCUGGUCUUUGAGUACUGCGACCACACUGUGCUCCACGAGCUGGACAAGCACCCCCGGGGGGUCCCGGAGCAGCUGGUCAGGAGCAUCACCUGGCAGACCCUCCAAGCUGUGAACUUCUGUCACAAACACAACGUAAGUCCCUGAGCUGAUUCUGCAGGGUC
Messenger RNA from Coturnix japonica (Japanese quail), 420 nucleotides. NCBI's taxonomy places the organism in Eukaryota, Metazoa, Chordata, Aves, Galliformes, Phasianidae. The record is from RefSeq and is a predicted model, not a curated record.